Saccostrea cuccullata (small rock oyster) is the source of this 2100-nucleotide messenger RNA. RefSeq names its product cadherin-23-like. NCBI's taxonomy places the organism in Eukaryota, Metazoa, Mollusca, Bivalvia, Ostreida, Ostreidae. Gene Ontology annotation, cellular component: membrane. Gene Ontology annotation, biological process: homophilic cell-cell adhesion. Gene Ontology annotation, molecular function: calcium ion binding. The transcript has 13 exons. The record is from RefSeq and is a predicted model, not a curated record.
AUGCGUCAAGGAAAAAGUGGGCAUGAGUUAGAUUUCCAGAUGAAGUCAAUAUUUCCCAACCACUGUACAUUUAUAAAUUCGGUGUUACCCAUCCAACCUCCAUCCGCCAACCCCACACUCCAUCUCGGUCAUGUUUCUGCCACGGUUAUUACACAGCCUCCGAUUUUUAGUGGUUUACCAACUUCUGUGAAUGUUGGGGAGAAAGAAUACGAAAACCGUCUAAUCUAUACGCUUACGGUUAGUGACGUCAACAAUGACGCCUAUGUCUGCAAUUCUGCUGGAACAACCCCUACUCUUGCUCGGACAGAAACAGAGUUCAGGGUUCUGAUAGAUCCAAAAACUGGAACCUAUGGAGUUUAUGCCCACAACGCCUCACCUGGUACGGCAGCGUCUCCAAACGUCAUGUUUGAUUUUGCCACGCAGUGAUUUUAAUCACCAUAAGGUGUAAGCCUAGUACCGGAGGAUAAUCUCGAAGUGCAUUAUUCCACAACGCCUCAAUUUACUGGUACUUCCGAUGUUGUGUCUGUGGAUGCAAGGACAGCUACAGCCAAUCAACUUGUGUAUACAGUUUCAUCACGUGAUUUGCUCAACCACUCCCCAUUGACCUAUACUCUAAGGGCUGUUCCAAACACAAACUGCUUUUCUAUCGAUUCCAGUAGCGGACAGGUGCGGACUACGCGGACCUUGCUGGACGAAACCCAGAGUCCAAUAGACCUGUAUAUUUCUGUCACAGACGGACUAAUUUCUGUACAGACCCUUCUAAGCAUAGAUAUCUUAAACUUAAAUAACCAACCAAACAUAACCAACCUCCCAGCCUCAGUAUCUGUUGAUGAAGACAUUGCACCUGACACCGUCAUCUUUACGGUGACGUCACAGGAUCUCGAUGUAACUGACCCUUUGACCUACACAUUCACUGUUAGUCCAAUCAGUGCGCAAGGUCUUUUUUCGUUUGAUUCUACAAACGGUCAGUUUAAGCUGUCAUCUACUGGAAAAUUGGACUUUGAAACUCUGUCUCGUUACAACGUUUCGUUUACGAUAUCUGAUGGAAAGAGCACAAACGGGCCCUAUCCGUUGACUGUGAAUGUGCUUAAUGUAAACGAAGAAUGCUACUUUGACAGACAGGCUUAUUAUAUCAGCGUACUAGAAGGCACGGUUGGAAGUCAGACCAUUACUCCUAAUUUCGUGGUUCGCGACUAUGAUGGAACUCAGGCGUACUCACUUUCCUUAGUAAAUGGAAACAAUAGUGAACGAUUUCAAAUCGACAGCACCUCGGGGAUUAUGACCUAUGCUGUGGAUUAUGACGUAGAUCAAAAUGCAAUGCCCUCUUCCGUGCAGUUGACAGUUCAGUGUACAGACUCGCUCGGGAAAACAGGAACUACAUUGCUUUUUAUGACUAUUAGGGAUGCAAAUGACAAUGUACCGGAAUUUUCUCAAGGAACUUAUACAUUUUAUGCCGACCAGUAUACCGGUCUGGGAAGUGCUAUCGGUCAAAUGACGAUUACGGACAAAGACAGUGGCAGUAACGCCGAAUUCAACUGUGGUGGAAGUCUGGCAAAUAGUGCAACCCAAACCAACACCUACUACACGGUGGGGACAGCCUGUGGAGUUUACUUUUUAUCCAGAACUGGUCUCUCCUACGGAACAGCGAUUAGAUAUUUGGUUACGGCUACCGAUAAAGGGACACCAGCUCUAAGUUCCACGACGACAGUCAAUAUGAUUUAUAUAGAGACCACCACCACCACGCUCUCUACCACCACCACCACUGUAGCUAUAAACUCUUCUCUAGACGGCGCAACCAUCGCCGCCAUAGUACUCGGCUCUCUACUAGGCGCCAUUCUUGUCGGAAUUCUCCUGUAUUUCUUAAUCAGGUUGUGUUACACCGGUGCUUGUCUUGGAUCGGCUCCAUGUGAUUUUAUGAAAUGCUGCAAGAACAGUCCAGCAACGUAUGGAAGACGUGAGUACCCAGACUUUCCACAGGCCUCAGGGUCCCAAAUGGACCGAAUUUCACCUUCAAACAUACCUGUAGACUUUGGAUCACGUGGUCGGAUUUAUCCAAUCACGAGACCUCCCCUGCCGAUUGGAUAUUAAACGCUUGAUUUU